Fukomys damarensis (Damara mole-rat) is the source of this 382-nucleotide messenger RNA. It is a transcript of the gene Camk2n1, whose product is annotated as calcium/calmodulin dependent protein kinase II inhibitor 1. The record is from RefSeq and is a predicted model, not a curated record. Gene Ontology annotation, molecular function: protein kinase binding; calcium-dependent protein kinase inhibitor activity. The coding region runs from base 33 to 269 and encodes 78 amino acids. The transcript has 2 exons. NCBI's taxonomy places the organism in Eukaryota, Metazoa, Chordata, Mammalia, Rodentia, Bathyergidae. Gene Ontology annotation, biological process: negative regulation of protein kinase activity.
GAGGUGCCGCCGCCGAGCCCCCGGACGCGACCAUGUCGGAGGUGCUGCCCUACGGCGACGAGAAGCUGAGCCCCUACGGCGACGGCGGCGACGUGGGCCAGAUCUUCUCCUGCCGCCUGCAGGACACCAACAACUUCUUCGGCGCCGGGCAGAACAAGCGGCCGCCCAAGCUGGGGCAGAUCGGCCGGAGCAAGCGGGUUGUUAUUGAAGAUGAUAGGAUUGAUGACGUGCUGAAAAAUAUGACCGACAAGGCACCUCCCGGUGUCUAACUCCCCCAAAGACAGUGAGUUAAGAAAGAAUGGGAACAGCGGCCGUAACGGUUAUUGGCAAAAGCAUGAAAAAGAGAAAGCACUUUGAAAUUUAUUACUAGCUUGCUAUCCAC